UAGUUUCUUCAACCUUAACAUUUUCUAAGACUCAACACUCAAGUUAUUAUUAUAGCUCAUUUUCUAACACUAUUAUUAUAAACAUGGCACCUCAUGGAGAUUCAUUACCUAGCUCAUUUUCUAGGGCAAACAACAUAGUAUGCGCCAAACCACCGAAACCUAAUUCAUCCGAUCAUAACAAUAACAUUCAAAGAACAAUCUCCGACAUAUCGUUUGAGUUAUCCAAACAAGACAUUGAUUUAACACAACUUCCACCGAUAACCGAAGUUGAGGAUGCAAAGUGCGAAUGUUGUGGCAUGUCGGAAGAGUUUACACCGGAGUACAUAAAACGCGUUCGCGAUAAGUACUUAGGUAAAUGGGUUUGUGGUUUGUGUUCCGAGGCGGUGAAAGAAGAGCUGGAGAAAAAUGGUGGGAAAAAAGAUGAAGCUUUGAAUGAACACAUGAAUGCAUGUCUUAGGUUUAAUAAAUAUGGAAAGACUUUUCCUGUUUUGUUUCAAGCUGAAGCUAUGAAAGAGAUGUUGAAAAAGAGUAAAAUGGAAGGUAGAAGGGCUAAGUCAUUUAACCCUAGAGAGAAAGGUGGUGAAAAGAAAGGUGGUCUUGCUAGAAGUUCAAGUUGCAUUCCUGCCCUUACUAAAUGAUUCACAAUAGCCAAUUAAUCUUAACUUACAAGUUAAUUAUAACUUCUUAAUUUACAUUUCGUCGUGCAUGUUUGAAUUCACAAUGAAUCUGGUAGAGUUUUAGUAUAUCACCGUAAAUUUUAGAAAACUACACCGAAGUCUAAGAAAAUACGGUGUUAGACUCUGGUCAAACUCAUUGUGAUUUCAAAUAUAUGCACUAUAAGUCUUUUAAUUUUGUGUUAAUUAAUUUCUAUGUUGUAUAAGGAACAUGGUUUGUAUCUCUAAAUAUUGUUCCUUUUUUCUUUUUGUACUGACUAGUGACCACUACUCAUGAGUCUUUAGGGGUUGAAGAUAACAUAGCCCUUAAGUUACCUUUUGAUAUGAGUCUAAGGUUUUUUAGGUCUCUCUCCCUAUCACUAUCAUAGUUUUUAUUGAAAGGAAGUUGAUCCGUGUGAGGACUUCUUUAUCUUUCUUUUGUGGAGAGUUAUUCUUUGUAUUUAGUCAGUGGCUUUUUCAAUGUAUUUUUAGGUAUUUCUAAUCUUAUAAAAGAAAUAAAAUUUGCUUCAUGUAUUGAUCUA
This is a messenger RNA of Trifolium pratense (red clover), 1195 nucleotides long. RefSeq lists its product as uncharacterized. The transcript has a single exon. The record is from RefSeq and is a predicted model, not a curated record. NCBI's taxonomy places the organism in Eukaryota, Viridiplantae, Streptophyta, Magnoliopsida, Fabales, Fabaceae. Bases 84 to 638 code for a protein of 184 amino acids.